AUGCACCCUACCUCAACGAAGCAUCUAUCUCACCUUCUCGACCGGCCGCCACCGCUCCGAGUCUCGCCGCCAGAGAAAUGGUAUGCCUCGCAUUUUCCAAUUAUUCACUUCCUCGCGCUGCAUAUUCUAACCUUGGUCCUCCACAAACAGCCUCCCAAGAGGCGCGGAGCUCCCGCCAGCUCCUCCGCAGCUCCCAAGCGCGCGCGCCAAUCCAAACUAGCCAAAGAGAACAACAUCUCAGCCGAGGAGGAGAACGAAAUCAAAGAAGUCUUCCAGCUCUUCGCAGAUAGCCACGAAGAUUUCCCCAAGGAGAAAGAAGGCGUCAUUCCCCGCGAAGAUGUGCGCAAGGCAUUAGUGUACGUCCAGUCCAAUCCAGUCAAGUCCAGAUCCUCCCCUCCCUCCGAUAAUAUCCCGCAAGCUUCUGCGCAAGCCCACCUUGAGCCCUCGGUCUGCCCCCCCACAGACUCAACCGAACUCUCCACCAUCCUCUCCGCCCUCGACCCAACCUCAACCGGCCACAUCCCCUACACACCCUUCGUCUCCGUAGCCGCGGCAAAACUGCGCUCCCGCGAUGACGACGCCCUGGUCGCCGAGGUCGACGACGCAUACCAGCUCUUCACGCGUGGGUCCAGCGGGCCGAUCUCGCUGGCCCAGUUGCGCCGCAUUGCCCGCGAGCUGAAGGAGGACUCUGUCGACGAUGAGUUGCUUAAGGAUAUGAUUCUUGAAGCGAAUGGUGGGGCGGGACUUAGUGCUGGUGUUACUUUGGAACAGUUCCAUGAUGUUAUGGCUCGUGCGGGCGUCUUUUAG
Messenger RNA from Penicillium manginii, 807 nucleotides. RefSeq names its product EF-hand superfamily Ca2+-modulated protein. The record is from RefSeq and is a predicted model, not a curated record. NCBI's taxonomy places the organism in Eukaryota, Fungi, Ascomycota, Eurotiomycetes, Eurotiales, Aspergillaceae. The transcript is spliced from 3 exons. The coding region runs from base 1 to 807 and encodes 268 amino acids.